Messenger RNA from Pseudonaja textilis, 3432 nucleotides. RefSeq names its product kelch like family member 21 (gene KLHL21). The record is from RefSeq and is a predicted model, not a curated record. Lineage: Eukaryota; Metazoa; Chordata; Lepidosauria; Squamata; Elapidae. Gene Ontology annotation, molecular function: protein binding.
AUGGAGGCGGAAGCGGCGCACGCCUCGGCUCUCCUGCGCGGCCUGGCAGCGUUGCGCUCGGAGCGGGCGCUGCUGGACGUCACCCUCCUGGCCGGCACCGGCGAGGAGUUCGGGGCGCACCGGGCGGUGCUGGCCGCCGCCUCGGGCUACUUCCGCGCCAUGUUCGCCGGCGGCUUGCGCGAAGCCCGGGCGUCCCGGGUGAGGCUGCACGGCGUGGAGCCCGACUGCCUGGCGCUGCUGCUGGACUUCGCCUACACGGGCCAGCUGGGCGCCCUCAGCCCGGGCGGAGGGGCCGAGGAGCCGGAGCCGCCGCCCCCGGCGCCGCAGCCGCAGCUGGCCGAGCGCCUCCUGCGCGCCGCCGACCUGCUCCAGUUCCCGGCCGUCAAAGCCGCCUGCGGAGCCUGGCUGGCCGCCCGGCUGGAGCCCGCCGCCGCGCUGGACCUGCAGGACUUCGGCGAGACCUUCGCCUGCGCCCCGCUGGCCGAAGCCGCCCGCCGCUGCGUCCUGCGCCACGCCGCCGACCCGGAGGGCGAGCUGGGCGCCCAGCUGGAGCGCGUCCCGCUGGCCCGGCUGGUCUCCUACCUGCGCGAGGACGCGCUGCGCGUGCCCAAGGAGGAGGCCGCCUUCGCCCUGGCCCUGCGCUGGGUGCGCGCCGAGCCCGGAUCGCGCGCGGGGCUCCUGCCCCAGCUGCUGGCCCACGUGCGGCUGCCCUUCGUGCGGCGCUUCGCCCUCCUGGCGCAGGUCGAGGGGGAGCCGCUGGUGGCCCGCUCCCCGGCUUGCCUGCGCCUGGUGGCCGAGGCGCGGCUCUUCCAGGCGGGCCGCUUGGAUCGGCACGAGCGAUCGCCCUGCGCCCGGCUCCGCCCUCGCCCCUCCACGGGGCUGGCCGAGCUGCUGGUGGUGCUGGGCGGCUGCGACCGGGAUUGCGACGAGCUGGUGACCGUGGAUGGCUUCAACCCGCGCACGGGACACUGGCGCUACCUGGCCGAGUUCCCCGACCACCUGGGAGGAGGGUACAGCGCCGUUGCCCUGGGCAACGAUGUCUACGUCACCGGCGGCUCCGACGGCUCGCGCCUCUACGACUCCGUCUGGCGCUACAACUCCAGCGUGAACGAGUGGACGGAGGUGUCCCCCAUGCUGAAAGCCCGUGAGUACCACAGCUCGGCCGUCUUGGAUGGCCUGCUCUACAUCGUGGCGGCUGACAGCACCGAGCGUUACGACCACACGCUGGACAGCUGGGAGGUCCUGCAGCCCAUGCCCUACCCCAUGGACGACUGCUCCACCGUCACCUCCCGCGGGAAGCUCUACGCCACCGGCUCCCUGGCCGGCAAAGAGUCCAUGGUCAUGCAGUGCUACGACCCGGAGUCGGACCUCUGGACGCUGGUGAACUGUGGGCCUCUGCCCCCUUGGUCCUUCGCCCCCAAGGCGGUCACUCUGGGCGGGCUCAUGUACUUCGUCAGAGACGACUCAGCUGAAGUGGAUGUCUACAACCCCACCAAGAAUCAAUGGGACAAAAUCCCUCCGAUGCUCCAGGUGCACGUCGGAGGAAGCUUGGCCGUCCUAGGAGGCAAACUUUACGUCUCCGGCGGUUACGACAAUACUUUUGAACUCUCCAGCACGAUUGAAUCGUACGAUCCCGAGACCCGGAAAUGGAGCGUGGCCGGCCAAUUGCCGGAGCCCAUUUUUUGGCACAACAGUGUCAGUAUCUUCCGUCAGUUCAUGCCAACGGCUCUGGAGGAAGAGGAGGAGAAGCGGGCUCUGGAAGACCCCUUCGCCCCCAACCCUCCGCGACAAGACCUGCAGGAGCUGCGUUAAGGGGCUCGAGGGGUCGUCGGCUGUUGUGGUUUGUCGGUGGUCCGGUGGGACCCCUCGGGGUUAGAAGGCAGAGGGCACCCCGUUGCCGAAGUGGGUUGGCACACUUGGUCCUGUCCUAGCAGUUCCGCCAAUCUCCUCUUUGGCGAAUGCGGGAACGGGGUGGCAUUGCAGGGUGGUUCCUGAACGAUUAAUUGGGGGUGGAGGGUGGGCAGAGGUUUUGGGGUUCAGGCACGGGGGUGGAAGAGUGGGGGGAGCCAUGAAGGGAAGGUCUUCCAUGUGAGAAGGGUCAGAAAUGCGGCCUGGGGUGCAAAGCCAAGCCAGAACGUGUCCAUUCCCCUUUCUUGGCCUUGGACAGAAUUCAUAAGUCAAGUUUUCUUUACUGGUAAAAACAAAAAAAUCCUCUAAAAAUGAUAUUUUCCCUCCCCUGGGGUUGGGAUGGAUGACCUCAAGGGGAUCCUUCCUAGGUUCUGCUUGUCUGUCGUCACCCAGUCAGGUUGACCAGAGAUUCCGUCUUUCGACAUGGCAUGCCAUCCAUUCCUUGGUAUUUGCUAGGGGUGAGUGGGGGGAAUGGAUCGUGUUGCCUGUCCUCGCACUGAGUGACGGGGUUGGACUGGAUGUCCUUUACGGUGCCCACCCCACCCCCAUUUACAUUUCUGCCAUUCUGCAUCUGGAGAGAGAGAGAGAGGCCGUAAUAUUUUGAUUUUCCUGGAAGAAAUUGCACAUUGAGCCAGUGUGCCUUGGAGGCGAAAGGAAAGCCUCGUGUUAAUGCUUGGGUCAUAAACCAUGAAUGAUGGUUAUAAGGCGCGCCAGCUGGAAUUGAGCUGCCGUGCAGGAUGUGUGAACAGAAAAGCCUGUGUGUGCCAGUUGGCUCAACUGAACCCCAUUUUGGGUGUGCCUUAGAUUGAGGGGGGAGCCUUGAUUUUUUGCCCUAUGUGGCGUCACAAGGACCGAUCGAUUGCAUUUUAGGAGUGGAUUUUUUGCAAAAUUAAAAAAACGCGAAUAUGGUUUGUGGAUCCUCUGCAGGGCAAGGGGAUAUCCCCAGCAAAUUCCCUUCUUCCAGGUAGGAUAAUCCUGGUUAAUUUCAUUCACGGUGUGUUUCGUACCAGCCUGGCUUUCUUUACCCAGGCAACAGUCCAUUCAAUAAACCACAACUAAACCAACUUCCGCUUUAGCAAAAUGGCAACCAAGCCAAUGUGGUGCCCUUCCGUAUUGAUCCACUCAGAAAUUAUUUCAGCUUGUUUUUCCCCACUUGUUAAACUUUGGCAGGAAAAAAAGACAUUUUAAAUUUACCAAAUUAAGGGAUUUUUAAAGUUGCUUUAAAAAGAAAAAAAAGGCUGAAUUGACACCCUACCUCUGGCAUUCAUUCCUCAAGAGGACUAGCAUCUUGGGAAAAAUAAACGAUUACCUUUUGUAGUUUUUUUUUUAAAGACUAUUCCCCAUGGCCUGUAAUCUCUACGAUGGGAGAAAAGGAUAUUUUUAUAGACUUUUUAGUUUCUAUGCACUGACCCAGAAUGGAUGAAAACACAGAGACCGAAGCAGCAACGCAGGGCGGGGGGGAAUGAUUUCCUUCUUGCGUUGCUGCUUCGUUCUCCGUUUUACCCACUGCAACUCUGCAAUUGC